UCUGGAUAAAGAGACUUUCUUAUUUGUUCAGAUGCAAUGGAACAAUCUAGAGAAUGUAAACAAUGAAAAUUUGUACUGUUCAUGCUUGCCGGAUGUGCCGUUUCCUUGAGAACAAGAAUCUGAGCUGCUAAACAUAGCUGCCAAAACCAGUGACGAACCAGCCUGCUUCAUUGGGUGCUAUCUCAACUCUGCAUGUUGCUGCUACUGUAAAGGUGUAGGUGGUACUGUCAGUGGUAAAGACUAUAUGGAAUAAUCCUCUAUUCAGCUGCUGAUCAGAUUUCUGAUGGAAGGAAAGGAUCUAGUCUUUCCGCCUUGACUUUCUUCCUCCCUCAUGGCUGUAAUUCAGUUUCCCUCCCCUAAUCCACCCCCUCACCUUUCUGACUAACGUUGUUGCAGCUGAGCAAGAUCAAAAGCUACUUAUAUUCAUUUGGAAAGGAGAGGGAUUUUAUCAACAGAACUCAUCCAGGUCUUGAAAAAUCUCUUGAUAAAUGGGAAACUACAAGAAGAUUUUCUGAGAUGGAGCCACAAUUGACCUGGGAACUCUCUUGCAAAUGGCAAGUACUGGGCUUAUUUUUAUUAUUCAACUGGGUGUUGAUUACAGAACAGAUCCGCUAUUCUGUUGUGGAGGAAUCAAAGCUGGGGACCAUGGUGGGAGAGGUGGCACAUGACCUGGGCUUAACACUGGCAGAUCUUUCAAGUCGUAGGCUUUGGCUGGGCUCUGAGGAAAGUAAGAGGUACUUUGCAAUUAACUUGGACAGUGGUGCUCUGAUGGUGAAUGAAAAGAUAGAUCGAGAGACUCUCUGUGGAGAUAGCUCACUGUGCAUCCUGCCUGUGCAAGUAGUAAUUGAAAAUCCCUUGGAACUCUUUCACCUGGAGGUAGAGAUUCUGGAUUUGAAUGACAAUUCACCCAAUUUCAUCACUCCCUGGCUUGUAUUGAGGGUGGCAGAAUCUGCUGCUACAGGAUCACAGUUCCCACUCAAGAGUGCAUAUGAUGCAGAUGUUGGGACCAAUGCAGUCAGUGCCUACCAGCUCAGUCCCAAUCCUCAUUUCAUACUUGAUACAAAGAAUGUGAAUGAUGGCAAGCUUUUACCUGAACUGGUGCUAGACCAGCCUUUGGAUAGAGAAAAGCAAUCAGAACAUCAGCUGAUUUUGACUGCCUAUGAUGGAGGGGACCCUGUCCUGUCAGGAACAAGUCAGCUCACCAUUGUGGUCCUUGACAAUAAUGAUAAUGAGCCAACAUUUGAUUUGCCUGUGUACAAGAUACAUUUCUUGGAAAACAUUCCUGUAGGCUCUUUAAUUUUUAAACUCAAUGCAACUGAUCCUGAUGCAGGUUCUAAUGGGGAAAUACAGUAUUUUUUUGGAAUCCAGACAUCAGAUUCCAUCCAGACAUUGUUUGGUUUAGAUCCCCAAACAGGUGAGAUCUAUAUUCAAGGAGUUGUGGAUUUCGAAGAAUCCCAAUUUUAUGAACUUCACAUAAGAGCCAGAGACAAGGGCAUACCACAGAUGGAAGGCCACUGUGUUAUCCAAAUAGAAGUUGAAGAUGAAAAUGAUCAUUGCCCAGAUAUUCUGCUUACCUCCUUGGUAAAUCCACUGCCAGAAAAUACACCUUUAGAAACAGUGGUGGGGCUUUUCAGUGUGCGAGAUCAAGAUUCAGGUGACAAUGGAAAAGUAAGCUUGCAAAUACCAACGAACUUACCCUUUAAAAUUAAAUCAUUUGAAAAUCAUUUUUCCUUAAUUGCACAUGCAAAGCUGGAUAGAGAAACAGUCUCUCAAUAUACUAUAAAGCUCACUGCCCAAGACUCAGGAAUUCCACCUCUAACUACAGAUUUGACUGUCUUGUUGAACAUUUCAGAUGUCAAUGAUAAUACACCAUCCUUCUCUCAGCAUUUCUACAACUCCUUCUUGAAAGAGAACAAUGCACCUGGCUCUCUGUUGUGCACUGUAUCUGCCUCUGAUCCUGAUGAGGGUGAUAAUUCCCGGCUCACUUACUCAGUGGCUGGAAAUCAGGUCCAAGAUGCUCUCCUUUCUUCUUUUAUUUAUAUCAACCCAGAUAAUGGGAAUAUAUAUGCCCAGCAUUCUUUUGAUUAUGAAAUGCUUCAAGUGUUGCAAAUCCUUGUUACUGUGCAGGAUGCUGGGACACCCAUACUAAGCUCCAGUGUUACUGUUCAUCUCUUCAUAUUGGAUCAGAAUGAUAAUGCUCCUGUUGUUUUGUAUCCAGUGACUGGCCAGCAAUUGUCAGCACUCCAGAGAAUCCCUCUGUUGGCACCAGUAGGUUAUGUCGUCACAAAAGUCACAGCAGUGGAUAUAGAUUCUGGUCAUAAUGCCUGGCUGUCCUACUCCUUACUCCCCCAAUCUACGAAUGCCUCCCUGUUUCAAAUGGCGCCAUACACUGGGGAAAUACGGACUGUUCGAAGCUUCCAAGAAACAGAUCUUCUUGCACAGAAAAUCCUUGUCCUUGUAAAGGAUCAUGGAAAGCCACCUUUGUCCACUACUGUUACAAUCUUGGUCUCACUAGAGGAAAAAGCAUCUGUGGAAAGUUCAGAGUCUCAUGAGUUCUUAAAUAAUCCCAAAGAAAAAUAUGAUUUGACACUGUAUCUGAUUAUAGCUCUGGUGGUGGUUAGCAUUGUCUCUCUCAUUACUUUAAUUGUCUUGUCUGCAAAAUGCUUUUGGAAAAGAAAAGACAAAGAUUUUUCUUACACCACGAACAAUGCUCCUAUCGAGGAUCUUUUCAAAUACUCCAGUCCUAAACUGCAACUCAACUCGAAUGGUACCCUGGAAAACGUGGAAGUGACACUGAGGGCUGCAGACUCCCAUAGCCAGCCCCAUAAAUCCAGGCAUUCUUCAGGGACAGACAGAAGUGAUUUCACCUUCAUGAGGCCUGUGUAUUCUCAGCCAAGUACCCUAACAAGGAAAGUUGAUCCUUUUUUGUCCCAUAUUAGUACGCUGAAUCAUCCAAAGCAGGGUUUUAAAGCUGAACUCUGUGCUAUAAAUAGCUCCUGUUUUGCAAUUUUUAGACCUUCCUGCUGUGGAUUUCUGAAAAUGCUCAGACCAGAAAAAACUGCUUGGCGUUUGGGAUUCUUACAUACCUUUGCUUUCUGUCUGUUUCUGAGUGACUGUUUUGCACAGAUCCGUUAUUCUGUCCCUGAGGAACUUACUCGGGGAGCCUUUGUAGGAAAUCUUGCUAAGGAUUUAGGAAUGGAUGUAACAAAGCUUGCAGCUGCCAAUCUGCAGGUGCUUUCCGAUUCCGACUUCCAGUAUUUCUCUGUGAAUGUGAACACUGGAAUCAUAAUAAUCAAUGACAGAAUAGACAGAGAGCAGCUUUGUGGCCAGAACCUGCGAUGUUUCUUGCAUCUUAAACUUGCUAUUGAAAACCCGGUGGAGUUCUAUCGCAUCGAAGUGGAGAUUCUGGAUAUCAACGACAAUGCUCCUGAAUUCUCAAGUAGCACAAUUGUUCUGCAGAUCUAUGAAUUGGCUGCCCUGGGUGCCCGUUUCCCUAUUCCACAUGCACAGGAUCCAGAUAUAGGAACAAAUACUUUGCAAACUUAUCACCUCAGCAUCAAUGAGAACUUCAGCCUUAAUGUGAAGGCACGCACCGAUGGCACCAAAUUCCCAGAACUAGUUCUGGAGAAAACAUUGGACAGAGAGCGAGUGGCUAUGCACAAUUUGAUCUUGACAGCUGAAGAUGGGGGCACAUUCCCCAGAUCUAGCACUGUGCAAAUUGCUGUCCAUGUUUUGGAUGCUAAUGAUAAUCAUCCAGUUUUUGACAAACCCACUUACAGUGUACGCUUGGUAGAAAACUCUCCUCCUGGGACACUGGUGAUUAAACUGAAUGCAACCGACUUUGAUGAAGGGUCUAAUGGACAGGUACGGUAUUCCCUCAGCAGUCAUAACUCUGAAGCUUUGUGCAGAAUAUUUGCUAUUGAUAAUAUCACAGGAGAAAUCCGCGUUCAAGGGACUCUUGAUUUUGAAGAGGCCAACAUAUAUGAAAUUGAAGUGGAAGCUAAGGACAUGGGUUCCCCUACCAUGGAACAGCAUUGCAGUGUUAUUGUAGAAGUGACAGAUGUCAAUGAUAAUGUCCCUGAAGUCAUUCUCACAUCUUUCUCCAGUUCCAUGAGUGAAGAUGCACCUCCUGGCACAGUAAUUGCUGUGAUACAUGUCAAAGAUAGAGACUCUGGGGAUCAAGGGAAAGUCCAGUGUGAUUUGUCAAAAAAUCUUCCUUUUAAACUUCGGAAGGAUUUUGAGCACCAGUAUUCCUUGCUCAUUGGUGAGCAACUGGAUCGUGAGAAUUCUUCUCAAUACAAUAUCACUAUCUGUGCCUUUGACUUAGGAAAUCCAUCUCUCUUGCAACAGACAUCUUUCUCCAUUACUCUGGCAGAUGUUAAUGAUAAUCCACCUCAGUUUGACAGGUCAUUUUAUGAGGUCAUCAUAGAAGAGAACAAUCCAGUAGGAGUGAUUCUCCUUAAGGUUUCUGCAACAGAUGCAGAUAAAGAUCAGAAUUCCCAGCUAUCUUACAUUGUUUUGUCCAGUCCAGGACAAGAACUGAUUGAAGAUCUCACUUCUUUCAUCUCCAUUAACCCAACAAAUGGGGAAGUUUUUGCAGAGAGCUCUUUUGAUUAUGAGUGUACCAAUCAUUUUCAGUUUCAGGUGGAAGCUUGUGAUGGUGGUUCUCCUUCUCUCUGCAACAGAGUUAUGGUGCACAUUUAUCUACUAGAUCAGAACGACAAUGCACCAAAGGUUCAGUUUCCUUUUACUGGAAAAGAUUCAGUUGUACAAUUCAGGAUCCCUCGAUCUACUAUGGCCAAAGCUUUAAUCACAAAAAUUAUUGCUGUGGACUUGGAUUCUGGGCAAAAUGCUUGGCUCUCUUAUCAUCUAAAACAAGCCACAGAUCUUAGUCUGUUUAGCAUAAGUCUUCACAGUGGGGAAAUGAGGACUCUGCGAAUAAUACAGGACCUAGACAAUCCUACCCAGGAACUAGUCAUAGUUGUCAAAGAUUCAGGAGAACUUUCCAUGUCUACCUCAGUUACUGUGAUCAUAUUCCUGGAAGAGAGCACUUCUGAAGUGUAUCUAGGGUUAAGUGCACACUCUGUGGAAAGUGAGAGACCGCCCACAUUGACUUUAUACCUUAUUAUCUGUUUGGCAGCAAUUUCUACUAUCAUGUUGAUUGCUUUGGUGGCCCUGGGAGCAAGAUGUCUUCACUGUAAUGCUCUUGCAACAUCUACUAUCUUUGGAUGCUGUGGAGGUAAAGCUAGUGGACUUGAAAAUGUCCCAGAUCACAUGACAGGACAUUAUCAUUAUCAGCUGAGCCCUGGAGAUGCCAUGAUUGGAGUACAGGUAGCCACUUCAGGACCUCCAGUCAAAGGAUACAGAUCUUGCUUUUCUCCUGUAUCAGAUAUCAGCGAGUUUGUGUUUAUGAAACCUAAUUUGACUCUUAGGGCAGCCUCUUGCAGCAAUCUAACUGAAGCCAGCUUCUUUCAUAAGAUUCACUAUUCCAUCCCAGAGGACCAGGAUCCAGGCUCUUACGUGGGGAAUAUUGCCAAGGAUCUGGGAGUGGAUGUGCGGACUCUGCGUGCUCGUCGCUUGCAGCUGGUCAGUGAGGGAAUGCGCCAAUACUUCCAAGUGAACCUGGCAGACGGCAUGUUACUCGUCAAUGAGAGGUUAGAUCGGGAAAUGCUGUGUAAAUCCAGCCCCAGGUGUUCUUUUCCUUUUCAGUUGGUGCUGGAGAAUCCAUUGCAACUUAACCGGGUGGAGGUGGAGAUUUUGGAUGUGAAUGACAAUGCCCCCCGAUUCCCAAAUGACACUGUUUCUUUAGAAAUCACUGAGGUUGCCAACCUAGGCACCCGAUUACGGCUGGAAGUUGCAGAAGAUCAAGACACUGGUUCCAAUUCCAUUGCAACCUAUGAGCUCAGUCCAAAUGAACAUUUUGCUUUGAGUAUCAAUAUCAGAGGAGAUGGGGUCAAAAUACCUGAAAUUGUAUUGGAAAAGCUUCUGGACAGGGAAAAAGCAGCUACCCAUCAUUUAAUCUUGACUGCCCUAGAUAGUGGAAAUCCUGUUCAGUCAGGCACUGUUCAGGUAACAGUCCAUGUUCUUGAUGCAAAUGAUAACCCCCCAGUGUGUGAACCACCUGUAUCAAAGGUUUAUUUGGAGGAAAAUAUCCAGGUGGGGACUAUUGUAACAAAACUCAAUGUUACUGACUUAGAUGAAGGACCUAAUGGAGAAGUUGAAUAUUUCUUUAAAUCCAGCAGCAGUGUACAGCUAAAACUCUUUGAUGUGUUUAGUCUGGACUCUCAAACGGGGGAAAUCAAGACAAAAGUUUUAUUGGAUUAUGAAGAAGCCAAUGCAUAUGAAAUAGCCAUCUACAUUAAAGACAAGGGAUCCCCUGCUAUGGAAGGUCAUUGCAAUAUUAGAGUAGAACUUGUUGAUGUUAAUGACAACAGUCCAGAGAUUAUGAUGACCACUCUUUCUAGCUCAGUACAAGAAGAUGCACCCAUAGGAACAGUCAUUGCACUUAUCCAAGCAAAGGACAAUGAUUCUGAGGAAAAUGGGCAAGUCCGCUUAGAGAUUCCAAGACGUGUACCAUUUAAAUUGGUGUCUUCAUUUAAAGGACAUUAUUCACUAGUGACUAAUGGCCCACUUGAUCGAGAGAAGACUGCUGGAUACAGUAUCACAAUUAAAGCAACAGAUUCUGGAAUACCUCAAAAGUCAACUGAGAAAAAUAUAUUAAUUCAAGUUUCAGAUAUCAAUGACAAUGCACCCACUUUCUCCAUCCCUUCCUACACUGCCCACGUAGAGGAAAAUACAUCUCCUGGAACUCUAGUCUUUUCUGUGUCGGCCUGUGAUCCAGAUGUAGGUGUCAAUUCCAAGCUAUCUUAUUCCAUUGUGGAUACCGGAAAUCACGGCUUGCCCAUCUCAACCUAUUUCCACAUCAAUCAAGAGAAUGGCAGUAUUUACACAUCCAGGGUUCUAGAUUAUGAGCAAGAAAAAGUAUUUCAAGUUUCAGUAGAGGUGAAAGAUUCAGGUUCCCCAUCGCUAAGCAGCACAAGCACUCUUCAUCUGUUCAUAGUGGAUCAAAAUGAUAAUGUACCUGUAAUUGUACACCCAGAAGUUCCCAAAGGUUCUUCCUUUCAUCAAUCACUUCUAAUCCCAGUGGAACCUGGAUAUCUGGUGACUAAAGUAGUGGCUGUGGAUGCUGACAGUGGCCAUAAUGCAUGGGUUUCGUACCAUUUGCUCCAUGAGACAAAUGAGGUGAAUGCUUUCAAAAUAGAAGACCACUCAGGAGAGAUCCGUGUCACUCGGACACUGAGGGAACCUGGGGUUUCUCACCGGUUGGUGGUAGAAGUUAAGGACAACGGGGUGCCAUCUCUUUCAGCAUCAUUGAUUCUAAUCAUCUCUUCAGAGGAUAAUGCUGCACAGGACUUUACCAAGUCUUUGGACCUUCUCCCCAAGUCACCCGCCAGGGCUCAAAAUUUAACUCUUUAUCUUAUCAUCUCUCUUGUGGCUAUCUCUCUAGUGUCUUGUGUAAUGAUGAUUAUUGUAGGAGCCAGAUGCUUCAAAUCUGGCUUCUGUAUCCCGAACUGGAUUAUAUCACACUGGUGUAGUAGGAGGACAGACCGGAAAUCUACCAUAAAUAUCAGUGGGUAUCCAAAUCCAGAAGGCUUUAUAAGAUACCUUGAAGUGAGUGGAGCUGGAGCUCAGAACUACAAGUCUUGUUUCUCCCCUAUGUCUGAGCAGGGAGAUUUCUUUUUUGUUAAACCUUUCAGUCAUUCCACUACAGCAGAAAGCAUUCUUGCCUUUGAACACACAGGCAGUGCUUUGCAGAAUCCCUCUGAUGCGCAAGCACAACCUAACACAGACUGGCGCUUUUCUCAGGCUCAGAGACCAGGAACUAGUGGAUCUCAGAAUGGAGAUGAAAACGGAACUUGGCCAAACAAUCAGUUUGAUACUGAAAUGCUUCAGGCUAUGAUUUUAGCAUCAGCAAAUGAAGCUGCUGCCGCCGCUGCAGCUAACCCAGAUGGAAAUUCUACUCUGGGAGGAGGAGCAACAGCAGGUACCAUGGGGCUCAGCGCCAGGUAUGGCCCCCAAUUCACCCUUCAGCAUGUUCCUGAUUAUAGACAGAACGUGUAUAUCCCUGGGAGCACUGCUACCCUCUCCAAUUCCACUAACAAACGUGAUGGAAAACCGGCAGCCUCUGGAGGAGGAAAUAAGAAGAAGUCAGGAAAGAAAGAGAAGAAGUAGGAUCCACAGGAUAACACAGCCACUUCCACGUAAAUCGAAAGGGCAGACUCUUCCAGCACUCCCCCAGUUCAUAGUCUAGGAUGGAAGAUGAAUGUGAAUUUGUGGUUAAACCUUUUUUUAAAAUAUGGAACAUUGUGAAUGUACAUUGUUGUUGUCAUCUAAGUUUAUGAGUAGAUGUACUGCUGUUAUUCAUGAAGAAAAAUAUCUGAAUAAUAACAAAUACAGUGUAUACUCUUUCGAGGACAAUGUAAUAUGCAAAGGUGAGAGAUCUUUGAAACAUUUUCUUUCCUGAAGAUCUACAUCACCAACAAAAUUUAGGAUGGGCUCUGCUCAUUGUAAAUAAUUAUUCUGAACAGAGUUUUUUAUUUAUAUAAGUUCCUCCAUUUUUACAAAAAUUCUCACUUUUCCAAAUUUUGAUAGAAGUUCUUGGGGGGAGGGUUAGACAUCAUUUCAGCUGGAAUCCUUAUUAUGAUAUUGAUAGGGAGUGCUUUAAUUCCUGCUUUAUUUUAAAAGAAAUGUGUAUCCUGUAUUAUUAUAAGAGUAUGAGAUUCAGCUACAUUUAUCUUUUUUACAAGUUUAACCAAUAAUGUCCAGGAAAAAAAAAUAAACUGAUAUUGUAAUUUCUGAGAAGCAAAAAGUGUAUUGCAAUGAGAAAAUUUUCAUGCACAGAACAUGUCAUAGAUAUAAGGAAGACAGAGAACACUGCCAUUCAUGAUUGAUUUACAGUUAUCUCUAAAGAGGCAACUCAUCUCAUCAUAGUAUAUGUAUACUAAAUGUUUUCUAGAAGAAGUUAAAGAAAAAAGUCAUUCACUUGUGAGCAUAGUGAACUACUGCUCAUAUCUUUGCUUGACUGCUGAGGGAGAUGUCUUUGUUAACUGGAUAAACUCUGCUGAUCUUAUAGGUAGAACCUUAAAAAUAGAAUGCUUCACAUUUUUCUGCACAUCAAACUGCAUGCAAAUCACUUCACAUUUACAGAACAGCUGACUUCACACCCAAGCUUGAAUUGGGAAAUUUAUUGCAUGACAUGAACAGCAUGCUAAUAUGCUCUCAAGUGCCCACAUCUGCACUGUCUGUGAGUAAAGUUCACAAACAAGAUGCAUUGCCCUUCCUCAGAGAGAUUGGGAAGCUUGUGUAUUUCAUUUCUCUGUGCAGUAUAGCCAAAAAAUAAGGUUGGUUUGUUGGUCUUCAGAAUUUGAUAUUAAAUAGAAAGUGGCUGAUUUGGGAAAGCUAAGGGACCAAGUCCAAUUAAUGUUUACUGGAGUAGAACUGGCCAAAUUGCAAAGCCAAUCACUUUAUUCCUGAAAUUUAUAAAUAUUAAACAAAUGACGUUGUAUUGAUACAAUCAGGAAAUUUGAGGGGCCUACCACUACCUCUUCUUGGAUAUGAAUAGACCUUAAAAUAUUAAAAAUGCAAUUUGUGUUACUAUGUUUUGAAAUGGUUGGAUUUACUCUUUUAACUGCAUCAUUCCAUAGUAUGGACAAAAAAUGAGGUUUCCUAACUCUGGCCCAUUUGAUAAAGUAAUGGCACUCUGAGUCAGGUGGGAAAUUGUAAUGUUACUUGGCAACAUUGGUUGUCUUUCUAGAUAUAUUGUAGGUUUUCUGUACUAUCUCAUGGUUUUUUUUAUUGCAACAAAAGAGCCAUAAGGAAUCAAAAGAGCAUAUUUCCAACAUGGAGGGUGAACCAUUAGUCCAAGAACAUUUUUUUCCUUGUAAUAAAUAGCUUUCUUGAAAUAGUCAGAACAGAUCAGUCUAAACAUAUGACAAGUUUCCCAAGUUGCCUCCCAAACUGAUUGGCUAUGUUUUUGUCACUGCUAAGAGCAUUUUAUGAACUAUUUGAUACUUUCCCUGUGUCUAGAAAGUAGGAUUUGUCUACAAGACAUUUUUGUCUACAUAUGGGUUUUAUAGUGAUCCCAAACGCUUCUCCAUCAACUUUUUCUUUGGUGACUGCACUAGAAACAGUUUACAUAGUUAGUGAAAUAGACAACAAAUUAGUGGGAUGUUCUGUAGCAUGAGCCACAUUUAAAUGAAUGAGAGCGCACAAUAGUCCUCCUGUCACACAGCUCCCAUUUAUCUCAAUGCAGUUUGUGCAGGUACACCUCUGCUGGGUUGUGCCUAAAGCUUCUUAUGUAAUUGAGUAGUUAACAUGUGACCUUUCCCAAAGUACUGUAGAUGAAUCUUAGUUAAUCUUGUUUAUUUUUUCAUCUACACCUGAAAAUACUGUAGUAGUGAGUAGUGAUGUGUGUUUUUUUAUUUGUUUAAUCUUAGUAAUUGAGUAGUGGACAUCAGUAUUUUAUAUUCUUUUGGAUCUUCUUCAUGUGUGUUCAUUGUGCUUUUAACUGUAUGUGAACUGAAACACACUUACUUGUCCCUUCAAUGUGUCUAAUAUUGAGCUAUACUUAUAUAUUAUAUAUAUAUGCUUAUAUCCUUCUUAUAUCCAUGUAACUGAUAUUGAUGUGUUAACACGCAAGUUUUAUACUCUAAUAUUUAUAUUGCUUUUUUCUUUCAGAAAAAUAAAAUCUUUUCUUCUGA
Messenger RNA from Thamnophis sirtalis, 10760 nucleotides. RefSeq lists its product as uncharacterized. Gene Ontology annotation, biological process: homophilic cell-cell adhesion. Gene Ontology annotation, molecular function: calcium ion binding. The record is from RefSeq and is a predicted model, not a curated record. Gene Ontology annotation, cellular component: plasma membrane. NCBI's taxonomy places the organism in Eukaryota, Metazoa, Chordata, Lepidosauria, Squamata, Natricidae.